AUGUCAAAUGGAUCUCCAACCGAGCUAUUUAAUGGCCUUGGCUCGGAUAUACCCAAUCAGCCACCCCACUCAACACCGGUAUCCUCUGGUUCGGGCGCUGUCGACUCACGGACGCCUCCGAACACUGUGCAGGCGGCUUGCCUUGCUUGUAGGGCAAAACAUUUGAAAUGCGAUGGGAAAAACCCAUGCGGGCGAUGCCAAACAUCUGAUUCCGGUGAAUGUGUCUACGUAGCUUCUCGUCGUGGUUACAAAGGCCCCAGGAGAAACGCAGCUCCAAAUCCAAACAAGCGACAUGCAUCUGAUUCUGAAUCUCCGCCCUCCGCUGGUGGCGAUAGCUGUCCGAUGCUCCUGGGUGCAACGGUUUCGUCCGCUGCGCCCCCGAGCCUACCGACUUUUAAUCCGGGCCUGGUACUUCCUGAAUCCCCCGCUACGCCUUAUACCCCUUCUGGUAUAAAUAGCCUUCAACUCUACAGAACUCCUUACCUCAACGGUACGAAUGGCGCCCUGGUCGAAGCAAAUUCCCGACCCCAAACCGUCCCGGAGCGGUGUAUCGACGCUUUUUAUUACUACUUUUACCCCGGCCAUCCGGCUGUUUUACCAAAGGAACAACUGCUGAAGACCGCAAAGGAUGGGAAAAUCGAUCACUUACUAGCGGCCAUGAGAUGGGUUGGGUCGUUGUACAUCGAUGCCGGCCCGGCUCGCGCUACAUUUUUCGAAGAGGCCAUGCGUUUGUCUUACUCUCGGGACGUCCCUAAAGACGGAUACCUAGUGCAAGCCAUGGUCAUAAUUCUCAUAGGACUGGAUGGCAGUUGCCAACAGGAAAAAGCACGUGAGAUCCUAUCCGACGUCGAGCGGAUCGCCAUAGAAAUCGGCCUAUAUACUAGAGCCUUUGCGACGAACCACGGUGGUGCCAUCCCGAGGCUGGAAGAGAGCUGGCGACGAACGUGGUGGGAUUUGUUCGUGGUGGACGGAAUGGUCGCUGGCGUACAUCGUCAGACGAACUUUCUCCUCUUCGACAUCGUAGCCGACGUGGGUCUACCAUGCGAGGAGCACGAAUACACGUCAGGAAUGAUUCCACGUCCAAUGUUCCUGGAGGAUUUUGAUGAUCAGCUUUUCUCUGGAAUAGAUCGAGAAUUCUCUUCGUUUGCGUAUCGAAUCGCUUCCAUCCGGAAUCUUGGGCGGAUGAUGCGACUUCCAAACAGCGGCUUUCCGAAUGAGGAAAACGUCAAUAGAAUCGAGUCGCUACUAUCCAACUGGAGGAUGCACUUGCCGCCGUCGAAGCGAGACUGUUUGAACAAGGACUGCCAGCUAGAUGAGAUGAUGUUUCAGGCACAUAUGAUCAAUCACGCAUGCUCGAUAAUUCUUCAUCAACCCCUCUCACAACUCGACUCGUCACCUGCGCGGGAGGUGACAGCUUGUGCGCCUCAUCGAGCGGUACAAAGCGGCGAUCGCUUCAACCUACACACCAAACACAUCAUUACGGCGGCCUGUGAGAUUAGUAAGAUGGUGACAUAUAACGUGCCGAUAACAAGCCACACGCACUUCUUCACAUGCGUGCUGACACUAUCCUCAAUCGUCCAUCUUAGCAAGUGGGCCCUCGAGUACUUUAUCCACGACGAGGACGACCUCCGGCAGCAGAUCCGAUUGAACAUUGGGGCUCUUAAUAAGCUUAGCGGCGUCUGGAAAGCGGCCAACAACGCUUCGGGCCAGGUCAAGGGUGUUGCGCAAGAGAUCUAUCGCGCCAAGAGAGCGCAACAGAGCAACCCGUCGUUCUGGGUCGGGUUCACGCAGGAGGAGAUUAUCAGCAGUAUGGCAGCCGAUGAGGGUAUAAUGUCCGAGAUCGACACCAUGCUUACCAGCAGUGCACCCUGA
Molecule: messenger RNA, 1872 nt
Organism: Hypoxylon trugodes
Lineage: Eukaryota; Fungi; Ascomycota; Sordariomycetes; Xylariales; Hypoxylaceae
Exons: 4
Coding region: 1-1872 (623 amino acids)
Biological process (GO): DNA-templated transcription; regulation of DNA-templated transcription
Molecular function (GO): DNA binding; DNA-binding transcription factor activity, RNA polymerase II-specific; zinc ion binding
Source: RefSeq, a predicted model, not a curated record